Molecule: messenger RNA, 1702 nt
Organism: Camelina sativa (false flax)
Lineage: Eukaryota; Viridiplantae; Streptophyta; Magnoliopsida; Brassicales; Brassicaceae
Product: cyclin-D3-1
Source: RefSeq, a predicted model, not a curated record
AACCAACUCGCCUUGUCUCAUAAAUCAAUCACUCUUCAUUUCACACUCCUUCCCACUUCCAUCCAGCUUUUCUCCUCACUCUCUCUCUCUCUCUAGUCUCUCUUUUGUAGCUCUCUCCCCUGCUGCUACCCUAUAGCUAAAACCACUGCACGUUUCCAAAGAGAGGCAGAUGAGUCUCUCUCUGAGAGAUUUUCUCUCUAUCAUCAUCUUAUCUUCUUCUUCUGUGUAAUGAUGAUCCUCUCAGCCAACAACAAUUCAUUAUCAACAAUAUAGAAUAGAAGAUCUUUUAUCUUUCUUCUCAUUCUUGAGUUUUCAUUCCCCACAAUGGCGAUUCCCAAGGAGGAAGAAGCUCGAGAAGAGCAGAGCAAUUCAUUUCUUCUUGAUGCUCUCUACUGCGAAGAAGAAGAGCAAUGGGAAGAAGACGAAGAAGGAGAACAAGUUGAAGAGAACAACUCUUCCUUUUCUCCAUUCGUUCUUCUUCAACAAGAUUUGUACUGGGAAGACGAAGAUCUGGUCACUCUCUUCACCAAAGAAGAAGAACAAGCUGAACUCGGCAGCUGUCUCGAUGAUGUUUAUCUCUCCACGGAUCGAAAAGAAGCUGUGGGUUGGAUUCUGAGAGUCAACGCUCAUUAUGGCUUCUCUACUCUGGCUGCUGUUUUAGCCAUAACUUAUCUCGAUAAGUUCAUCUGUAGCUACAGCUUACAGAGAGACAAACCGUGGAUGCUUCAGCUCGUUUCUGUAGCUUGCCUCUCUCUUGCUGCUAAAGUCGAAGAAACCCAAGUCCCUCUUCUUCUAGACUUCCAAGUGGAGGAGACAAAGUAUGUGUUUGAGGCCAAAACCAUACAGAGAAUGGAGCUACUGAUCCUCUCUACUCUCGAGUGGAAGAUGCAUCUCAUUACUCCAAUUUCGUUUGUAGACCACAUUAUCAGGAGAUUGGGACUUAAGAACAAUGCUCACUGGGAUUUUCUCAACAGAUGCAACCGUCUCCUACUCUCUGUAAUCUCCGAUUCAAAAUUUGUCGGGUACCUCCCAUCAGUAGUUGCCGCAGCUACCAUGUUGCGAAUUAUAGAGCAAGUUGAGCCCUUUGACCCUCUUUCAUACCAAACUAAUCUCCUUGGUGCUCUUCACUUAACUAAGGAAAAGGUGAAAACUUGCUACGAUUUAAUCCUCCAACUACCAAUGGACCGCAUUGGUUUACAGAUCCAAAACCAAUCUUCCCGGAAACGCAAGAGUCACGAAUCAUUAUCAUCAUCGUUGAACAGUCCAAGCUGUGUCAUCGAUUCAAAUCCUUUCAAUAGCGAUGAAAGCUCCAACGAUUCGUGGUCAGCGAGUUCGUACAAUCCAACAUCGUCGCAGCAGCAACAACCUUCGUUAAAGAAGAUGAGAGGAGCUCAAGAGAAUGAUACGAAGAAGACGAUUUUGCAUCUGCCUUGUGCAAUCGUAGCCACUCCAUGAUCGACGAAAGCUCGAUUUCGUUUUUUUUUUCCGGUUUAUAUAUAUAUUACUGUCUUUAUUUUAAAUUUUGAGAACAAAUCUUUGUAUCUUUCCCCGUUUGCAUAUACAAAAUGUCGCGAAUGCCCUUAGUUUCCAUGGCUUGAUAGAGUUAAUGGUGGAGGGUAUUCAUGACAUUUGACUGCAUGGGAUGUGAUGAAGAGACAAUUAGAGAAAUAAUAAUAGUCGUUGCGUAAAUUUUGGGCCGUAA